Brachypodium distachyon (stiff brome) is the source of this 1773-nucleotide messenger RNA. RefSeq names its product serine carboxypeptidase-like 51. Gene Ontology annotation, biological process: proteolysis. Bases 152 to 1624 code for a protein of 490 amino acids. The transcript has 10 exons. Gene Ontology annotation, molecular function: serine-type carboxypeptidase activity. NCBI's taxonomy places the organism in Eukaryota, Viridiplantae, Streptophyta, Magnoliopsida, Poales, Poaceae. The record is from RefSeq and is a predicted model, not a curated record.
GGUGCAAAUAAAGAGAUUGCACAGGAUUUUCUAUAAGCAAAGAAAACAAAACGCAGAAUUAUAGCCAAGUGAGAAUCGUGGCAUAGGUUGGAACGGCCGGCGUUCGUUACGACUAAUGUUGCUGCUAGCUAGCUGCGCCUAAGAUUUGCCGAUGGAACAAUUCGUUUAUACGGGACGCAGGCGCCACUAUCUAGACGUGCAAUUGCUACCUGGGCCGGCAAUGGCAAGCAGCAUUUUGAAAAUGGACAAGCAAUGCCGUCCUCUGGCUCUGCUGCUUGCAGCCCUCUUCUGCAGCCUCUCUCUGCUCCGCGCUUGUUCCGCCGCCGCGUCCGUUACCGCCGGCGCCCCCGACGGCAGCCAGCUCUGGGGAUACGUCGAAGUCCGGCCGAAGGCCAAUCUUUUCUGGUGGUACUACAAGAGCCCGCAGCGGGUGUCGGCGCCGUCCGCCGCCCCAUGGCCAACCGUCCUCUGGCUUCAGGGCGGCCCGGGAGCGUCGGGCGUUGGGAUCGGCAACUUCCUGGAGAUGGGGCCUUUGGACGUGAACCUGAGCCCGCGCAACUGGACGUGGCUGCAGAAGGCGGACCUCAUCUUCGUGGACAACCCCGUGGGCGUCGGCUACAGCUACGCCGAGGACCCGAGCGUCCUGGUGAAGACGGACUGGGAGGCGGCGGAGGACGCCACGGCGCUCCUGGCGGCGCUCGCCAGGGAGGUGCCGGCCUUGCAGCAGGGGAGCCCGCUGUUCCUCGUCGCCGAGUCCUACGGCGGCAAGUACGCCGCCACGCUCGGCGUCUCCGCCGCCAGGGCCAUCCGCGCCGGCCGGCUCAACCUCACCCUCGGCGGCGUCGCGCUCGGCGAUAGCUGGAUCUCGCCCGAAGAUUUCACUCUCUCCUACGCGCCGCUGCUCCUGGACGUGUCGAGGCUGGACGACAACGCCGGCGACGCCGCCAAGCAGAAAGCGGCGACAGUGAAGGAGCAGAUCGCGGCGGGGCAGCUUACGGCCGCGUGGACCUCGUGGACGGACUUGCUGCAGUUUAUAGACACCAAGAGCGCCGGCGUCGACACGUACAAUUUCUUGCUUGACUCCGGCAUGGACCCGGUGUCGGCGACGGCGAGCAAUGCCCAUGCCCAGGCGAUGAAGUACUCAACGUACCUCCGCAACACGGAGGCCGCGGGCGACGCCAACACCAUCGACGGCAUCAUGAAUGGGGUCAUCAAGGAAAAGCUCAAGAUCAUCCCCAAUAACCUGACCUGGCAAGGGCUUUCGCGCCCGGUCUACAACACGCUCGUCGACGAGAUCAUGAGGCCCAGGAUCGACGAGGUUGACGAGCUGCUGUCUUACGGUGUGAAUGUGACCGUGUACAAUGGCCAGCUCGACGUGAUCUGCUCGACGAUCGGCGCAGAAGCCUGGGUACAGAAGCUCAAAUGGGAUGGGUUGAAGAACUUCACGAGCCUGCCAAGGCAGCCUCUGUAUUGUGGGUCUUCCAAGGUCACCCAGGCCUUCGUCAGAACAUACAAGAACCUCCACUUCUACUGGAUCCUUGGAGCUGGCCACUUCGUGCCCGCUGACCAGCCUUGCGUUGCGCUGAGCAUGAUCAGUAGCAUAACCCAGUCUCCAGCCAGUUAGAGAUGGUGGUAUUACUACAGAUGAAAUGAAAUAGAUGGUUGGUAGCUUCUGUGUGUUUAGGGGAUUAGAACUGGUCUUAUUUGAUUCCCGAAACGGAUGAACCGCCUUUUAUUAUCGUAUUUAAUGAAAAGAAGAUCUUAUGCUCCAAA